Solanum verrucosum is the source of this 1830-nucleotide messenger RNA. Its product is annotated as sugar transport protein 4-like. Gene Ontology annotation, cellular component: membrane. Lineage: Eukaryota; Viridiplantae; Streptophyta; Magnoliopsida; Solanales; Solanaceae. The record is from RefSeq and is a predicted model, not a curated record. Gene Ontology annotation, molecular function: carbohydrate transmembrane transporter activity. The transcript has 8 exons. Gene Ontology annotation, biological process: transmembrane transport. The coding region runs from base 1 to 1830 and encodes 609 amino acids.
AUGACGGCUGCACCUUGCAAGAUGCAUGGAAUUCCGCGCCUUGCGGCGGCAUUUAAACAUCAUCAAAUUUUUCGUCAGAAAGUUGCCCUUUUGGUCUCACUUCCUCUCUUCACCACCUCCCGUAGCCCUCAUCUUGCAGAGAACACUAGACAUCUCUUCUCUCUUCCUCUUGUCCUUCCCAACUUUGAGAAGCUCAGUGAUCUGUUGGAUCUGCUCCGACGUAGCGUAAUGGAUAUUAUUCAAGAUAUUUUUGUCCCGCAGCCUUCUGAUGUGCCUAGAUCGGCAAAUGAUGAGGAAAUACUUCCUGAAGCUAGUGAGAUUUUUCCUCUGGCCUCAGACACAGAAAAUAGCGGUGCUCUAGCAUUGCAGAGUCAAAGUGACAUAAAGAGCCAGCCGCGCUUUAUUAUGGUUGUUGCCAUUGGAUUACUGGCAACGUUUGGGGGGUUAACCAUUGGAUGUGCCUUUGGUGUCACAGGUGGCCUUACUGGGGUAGAAAGAUUCCUCUUGAAGUUCUCGCGAGGACUUCACAAAAGACAAGUAAAAGCCACCACAAACAUUUUUUGUGCUUUUACUAGUUUCCUACUACUCCUCUUCGCGAAUGUAGUUCCUCUUUCUGCUCUUCUAUCUGUAUGGCCUUCAUAUAGAUUGGCCCAUUCUUGGGGCCGCAGGCCGGUCCUUAUUUGUGGAUCGGCACUUGUAGUUUUGGGAAGCCUACUGACGGCUUGGUUUCCCAAUAUUAUCAUCGAAUUCACCGGGUUAGCUGUUACGGGAUGUGGCGUGGGGUUCCUAUAUCAGGUAAUUCCCAUCAUAUGCCACGAAACUAGUAUAGGAAAUGCCAAAGAUUGUGCGUCCUUUGAUUUCUUCUACAUGCUCAUAUGUGGAAACACUGUGGCGAAAGGAAUAAAUCUUGCUGCAUCCGGCAAUUACAUAGAUGGAUGGCGGUGGAGUCUUUUUGCAUAUGGCAUUUUCUCCUUUCCAGUAUUUCUACUAUCAGUUCUGCUUCCGGAGACACCACAAUUUCUUAUCAAGCAAGGCAGAGUGGAGGAGGCAAAAGUAGUCUUGAAGAGGAUACGAAGAUCUGGAGCAGAAGCAGAGCUUCAACAGUUAGCUCACGUGAUUGAAAAUGAAGACAGAAAGCCUUGGCAGAAGCUCCUACACUCACCGGUUUUGGUAAUUAAUGUAGCGGCACAAAUUUUCCAGCGGCUCUUAGGCUUAGACUCCAUCAUGUUUUUCGGGCCUCUAUUCUUACAGUCCAUAGGAUAUAAGUACCAUGCUGCAUUUCUAGCUUCAUUCCUAGGUGGUGCGAUUCGAGCUGGAGUGGCUGGACUUGCAGUUUUGAGUUAUAGAUUCUUUGGGCGACGAAGAACUCUACUUUUUGCAUGUGCAGGGAUUCUUGUCUCCGAGAUUUCCUUGUUUUUUGUAUUCCAUGGAGCAAAUCCUGUAGUCCAUCUAAAGCAACAGUCAGACUACAUUGCCAUUGCCGCUAGCAUCCUCCUCAUAGGGUGCUAUUCUUUGCAUUCUAGCCCUCGGGAUUGGACAGAGGCAUCAUACCCCGAUGAUAUUCGAGCUUUAGGUGCAUGUUGCGAGGCAACGGUAUUUUUUUUCAUGACAUUAGUCAUGAAUUUUGUUACGUUGCCUCUCAUUUGUGCCUUGCAUGUGUGGGUAUUCGCUUUCCUUGCUGUUGUGGUUAUCUGUGUAGGAUUCAUAAUUUACAAGUUCCUACCAGAGAUAGGAAAGAAGGAAGGUGAGCUGCCAGAAGCAGAGAUCUGGAAGCUGCAUUGGUUUUGGAAGAAAGUACUUCCAAAAGAAGACAGUGGCACUAGAGUGUAG